AUGGGUCCAUUUCACUUGACACCCUAUCAGUUCCCGAAUCGAUGCCCGAAAGUAUCGACUGUCGACUCGUUGGACUUGGAGAAAUUUACGGGCGCGUGGUUCGAGGUGGGCAGCAGUGCGCUGCACAAAUUCAGCACGUCGAGUGGCCUCUCGUGCAACGUCGCCAAGUAUUCCGCGCUCGGCGCCGCCACCGACGGCAGCAACGUCGCUGGCCAUCCUGCGCUUUCCUCUCGCCCAUCCCACCUCCUAACCCCCCCUUAUCCCGCUCAGGUGUGGCGCAUUUCCGCGGCAGCAGGGCGCAUCUCGCGCAACCUGCGCCGUGUGUGCGAGGCGGCCGUUUACAGCGCGAGAGCGCACGCCUCCCUACAGGCGAUGCUUGUUCCUGGGCCUCAGAUAACGGGAGGGAAUGAUGGAACCGGUAGCGGGGCUGAUAGCAGCGGAGAUACGCCCACUAGCGACAACAGCACCAGCAGCAGCAGCACAAGCCCGUUCUCCCAGCAAGCUAACGGAACUGCGCUUGCAGCUGAGGCUGCGGUCAUACUAGCUGCAUCUAGCGCCACUGUGUCACAGCAGGCGCUGGCGAUCUACAGGCAGCUGGGUCUGCUGCAGAUCCACAACAACCGCGCCAGCACGUUCAACGACCCGCAGGAGCCCGGGCUGGACGUCACCAAGCAGGGGCUUGCAGACGCAGCCAACCGCAUCAUUGCUGCUGCUGGCAAGGCUCGGCGCGCAGGGAUGAGGGGAAGCCUGGCCGUGGUGCAGAUGCAGCUCAUGCUGCCCGCUGCCAACAGCAGCGCCGCCACCAGGUUCACCUCCCGGCUGUCUGGUUUCCUGGCACGAGCGUCGUGGGAAUUGGGAGUGAGAGGGAAGGUGGGCCUGGCGACCACUGUGAUUCGCGUGCUGGCGGUGUCCGUGCUCGCACCCUCCCUCACCAUGUUCCCGUCGCCCUUCCCCUGGAAUUCCCAGACCCAGCUGCGCAUGCAAGCCGUGCAAGACAGGCAUGAGCCUGGGAAGUUUGCAGUGAGCCUCUUUGGAUUUGCUCGGAGUAACAACUACCUGAUCAACAAACUUGAAGGGGAUGCAGAUUCCGCGUAUAACAUGACCACCAUUGUGUCAUGUGAUGCCGGCCAGUUCUCGGUGUCCAUACUGGCGCGCACAACAUCAGUUGAUCAAUCGGAGAUCGACGCCCAAAUUUCCCAGCUGGAAAGACAAGGCAUCAUACUAGGGGGAGCAAACAUUUUCAUCAAGGCAAAUCAAGAUGAAGCAGCCCACGCGUCAUCGUCAACCCUCCUCGCCUCCACCAUGCCCUUUACUUCUCGAGUAGGCCGCGGCGGCCGCCUGGCCGCUGUGCUAGCGUGCGUCGCGGUGUGGUGCGCGGCGUGGCAGCGCGCGCGCGCGGGGGACACCUACUUUUGCCAGGAGUUGGUGAAGGAGACGGUGGGGGCGUGCCCCGACGUGCAGACGAGCAACACCUUCAUGGCGGAGUUCUUCCAGGGCAAGUGGUACGAGAUCGGGUCGACGGCGGAGUCGAAGCUGGAGGUGAGCGGCGAGCUGGGCAUGUCGUGCGUCACCUACAACUUCGUCUUCCGCGGCAUCAACCACAGCCUCAACAAAUUCAGCGUGGUGAAGCGCGGCAUCCGCAUGACCACGCCCGCGCGCCAGUCGCAGAUCCAGGGCCUCUCCAAGUCCGCGCUCGCCGUGCGCGACCACCUGCGCUCGGUCUGCGCCGCCAUCGCACGCCCCCCCGCGCAGGGCUCUUCCGCCACGCUGCAAGUGAGCAACGCGCAGAAUACGCUCUCCUGGGCGGAGCUCCCCAACGACGUCGAGGCGGACGUCAAGGUCGCGCUGGGCGACAUCGCGGACUCCAUGGCGCAGGUUUCCGCGCACGCGGAGCGCGCUUACAACCUUCUGGCGCGCAUCCAGCAGCUGAACGCGCAGCUGAGCCAGAUGGACCGCGUCUUCUUCAUCUGGCAGACGAAGCAGAAGCUCGUGAGCGCCGUCAAGCAGCUGCAGAGGGAGUCGACGGCGAUCAACAAGGGGCGCGUGAGCAUCAUGAAGUCGGCGCAGAUCGCGACGCGACGCGUGAACAAGGUGGAGAACAAGCUCGGCAACCUGCGCGGCAAACAGACGCUGCUGCUGAACCUGAACGACAUUGUGGGCCUCACGCGCAACGUGAGCGGGUUUGGGCGCGCGACGGGGCGCAUGGGCGCAGCAACGGCGUCAAUGCGGCCGAUGGCGGGGCUCAUGUUCUCCAACCCGCUCGCCAUGCGCUUCUCCUACUCCGCCAUCGGCGCCAUCACACAAGUGGAAGCCUCACAGGUGGGCAAGAUGCAGGUGACGUACGGCAACGGGCAGGGCGUGGUGGAGAACAUGUGGGUGGCGGGGCUGUGGGGCAACCGGGCGCUGUCAGACUCAUACAGCAUGGCGCUCCUCUACUCGUGCUACGUGCCGCCUGCUAACAUUGGCUCGGGGAGAACAAGCCAGAUCUCCUUUCGGCUUCUGUCCCGCUCCCCGUCCGUCUCUCAAGCGGAUGUUGACUCGGCGUUGCAGCUGCUGGAGCAGCAAGGGGUCCCAAUGGGUGGACCAAACCCGUACGUGCCAACCUUCCAAGUAAGGAACCAAUGCAUUUCGAGCUGGCAAGGCAGGAACUGA
Molecule: messenger RNA, 2652 nt
Organism: Closterium sp. Yama58-4
Lineage: Eukaryota; Viridiplantae; Streptophyta; Zygnematophyceae; Desmidiales; Closteriaceae
Source: the annotation of a GenBank genome assembly